This is a messenger RNA of Magallana angulata, 3798 nucleotides long. Its product is annotated as protein moonraker-like. The transcript is spliced from 19 exons. NCBI's taxonomy places the organism in Eukaryota, Metazoa, Mollusca, Bivalvia, Ostreida, Ostreidae. Gene Ontology annotation, biological process: centriole replication; protein localization to centrosome. Bases 288 to 3353 code for a protein of 1021 amino acids. Gene Ontology annotation, cellular component: centriolar satellite. The record is from RefSeq and is a predicted model, not a curated record.
UUCGAAAUCAUACUGUGUUUACUGGGAAGCGUCAGAAAUUUGAUUUUGAAAACAAAUUAUUCAGAAUUAGCAGCUCCUGAAACACGUGCAACAUGGAAUUCUUUGAUGAUAUUUAAAUAAUACUUGUUAUAUAUUAUAUUCUUCCCAUUUAUCAACUUGUCUGUGGAUAGAAAUUGUUAAAAUCUCUUACAGCACCAACAUCUCGGCCUUACAACAUGUUCGAACUUGCAAAUUACAGGUCUCUGGAUUGAUACACACAUUGACGGGUUUUGUAUAUAUCUUGCAUAAUGGCGUUUCACCAAAACCAAUUGCAGUUUAAUACAGGCGUACCAACAUAUACCGAAAAUUUAUCUUAUCGCCACCACCGACCAGGAGCCAUUGUCAUAGAAAAGUCAUCAGGACAACAAGCAUUUCCAGCGUUCCCUUCUCGACAGAAUGCCUCUUAUGUUACUCGAGAAGUUAACUCAAGUUCCUUGUCAAGUGAUAGAAUGGAAAUGGCCAUGAAGUUGGCCCAGAGAGACAUUAAGAAACAAAGAGAACAAGAGAGAAUGCAGGCGCUCCAGCCAAGGAGCAGAUCUCCAUCUCCAAAGUCCUCAAGAACUAGAGUGAUACCAGGUCAGAAGUUCUGGAGCAAGAACCAACGAAGCAGGGAUCCCAAACGAGAGAAGCGAGUUCUAACUGUGAGAGAGCAUGACAGAAACCGACAACCACGGGAAGCCCGGACUCAGACCCCUCCUAGAGGACCUCGGCUCGGAGAAAGAGUACCUGAUCCAAAUUUUCCAGUAUCCUCAAAUUCUCCACCUUCAAAAGAUACAGACCUCAAGAUUUAUCCAGUACGCAAGCUUCCCCCUAGUGAUCAACCUGCCAAAGAGAUAGAGAGGCUUCAGAGAGAGAUGGAAUCCUACCUACAGCAAAUCCAGGUCAUUGAGCAGAGAGCUCUUAGAGAGCAAUCUAUGGAUUUUCUACAACACAUGUCCAAAAAGAGGAAGGGUUAUCUCCCUGAAGAGGAAGACAGUGACCGGAAGCAGGCACGGAAUGACGAGAUUCAGACUCGCGCCGCUCGGCAGUUGUACGUUCUGCGUCAGCAGGUCCGUGAGGUACAGAGCCAGCUCAUCAGAGGUGAUGCUGACAAAUUGAAGCACACCAAGAAGAGUCAGAUCCUGGCCCGUUUGGCUGCGGCCCAUCGCGGAGCGGUGAGGGCGAUCCAGUCCUUCGUUAACAGCCUGCCGUUCACUGACCUACACCGGGGACUCCCGGCCAGCUACCAGGAGCUCGCCCUCCUGAUCAGACAGAUGUCACUGCUCAGUACUCAGCUCAAUGCCGAGGACAAGUCCAGUGUCCACCAGGAUCUGCUGUCCAUGCUCGACAGAGUGGAUGAUCUGAACAAGGCAUGGUGCUCAGAAAUCCAGAUAGCUGCCUCUGCCAAAUCUGACAGUGUGGCUCGCCAGAAAUCUCCUUCCAGACCCCCAUUUGAAGUCCCCAAGGCUGUCAAACAAACGAAGCCAGCAUUUGUGUCAUACAAGGGCAAAGAAAAUCGAGCGAGUAAAGGAGUGCUGAUAGCAAGAAAACCAUCUAAGGUGACAAAGAAAGCUCCAUCAGGGAGAAACCUUACUCCGGAGAGAAGGGCUACCCUCCAAGCAGGUAUAGCAGCUUUGAUGCAGGGCGAAAAACAGAGAGGGGGAUCUGGAUUUAUGCAGGAAGGUAAACAAACCAGCAGUGUUGGACUGGCCUGGGAUAUUCCAAUGGGCAAACCACAGGCAGCCCAGAAAAAGAGUCUGAUCAUCCCUGGAAAAUUACAGGCAAAGCGAGAUAAAGCUCAGAAGCCAGUGGUUAAGUCUGUACCAGAAACGCACUACGCUGAUCCCACCGUGGCUUCACAGCUAAAAGUGUCCACCCCUUACUACCAAGGCACGGUCCUAGAGAGGUCAUUCUCAGCCCCUCCAUCACCUAGGGGAAACAAAGUCAGUCCAGACAGUCUUUUAUAUGGAGCCUGGAAACCAGGCGGUAAAACUCCGACCAAUCGGAGAACCAGAUCACAAAGUCCGCAGAGUGCACGGCGCAAUAUCCUCUCACAGGACAUGGAUGAAAGCAUCGUACAAAACCUGUAUAUUGGAUCAUUCGCUAGUCCAAACCAGUCCAUGACAGAGUUACAGAACAGAGGGAGAUCUCCCACAAGACAGAGCAGGAGACAGUUCAGUAGGUCUCCAGAGGGAUUGGUCAACGAGGCAGAGAUGGCGAUCAGGAUGAGGUUGAAGCCACUGCUAGAAAAGGCCGAGAAAAUGGCAGCGAGACAGGAGCGGUUACUGGCAGCUAAGGAUGUCUCUGUCAGACAGAAGUUUGCAGACAAAGCCUACAACAAUGUUGAGGCUAAUGGAGACAUUUUGGCAGAGAUGAUUUUGGAUGACAUCAUACGAGACACUGCUGCCGAGAUGGAGAAUCUCGAGAUGAUGGAGCGAGCCGAGCGCGAGGCCAUCAGGUUGCAGGACAACCCGACCCUGGAGAAUGUGUUCCAGAGGCUCGAACAAAUGGAGCAAGAACAAUUUGAAAUCCGAAGACGUUGGGCCACUCUGGAGUUUGAAGAAGCAGGAUCAAAUCUUAGAUCCAGAAGACAACCAGCCUCAUCUCAAGCCUCAAGACCAAACCCCCCAGUUGCUAUAGAAAUUACCAGGAACAGUGGACCAAGUAUAAUGGGCCAAAAGAACUUAUAUCAACAAGAACACGUGGAAGACCAGCCUAUCAUAUUUACUAAAUUCAAACCGGAGCCCAAAUUUGCGGAGAGUCGUGUUGUCCAGGAGGAGGAGGGAGCCCGUAAUGAACGGGACCACAGUAAACCUGUGGAGUUGACUCUCGCCAAAAACGUGGUGGAAAAUAUCCACAAUUAUGUGGAGAAAUAUGAAAGGCAUUUGAGGAAAACCUCCCAUCAGAUCCAAGGGAAGUUUGAUCCAUGGAGAUUAGUGGAAGAGGUUUCUGAUCAAGUAUUCGAAGAAUGUUUGAGGGAGGUUGCUGAUGAAUUGGAAGACAUCAACGAAGCUGUGGUCAACCAGGUCUGCAAGUCAGAGUUUAUGAUCAACAGCACCCUUAACAGCACCCAGACCUCCCCGGGCCUCACCCCCGGGGGCUCUCUCCCCCACAGCCCGGUCCAUUCCCCUGGUGGGUACACACCAAUUCCGUCCCCUGAUGCAGCAGUCAAGAUGGUGGCUUUCAGUGAAAAAGACGACCUAGUCUCUGCUUCUCCAGAUGAGUUAACAAUAUCUGAUGAAGUUACUGAAGAGGGUGAUUACAAGGAGGACACUGAUGAAGAAGAGGAGAGUGAGGAGUAUGAAGAUGAUUAUGAAGAAGAGGACGAUGAUUAAAUCAUAUGAUUGUAGAUUACAAGAUUAUAGUUUUUAAUACUUUUAAUUCGGCUGGUAAGAUGGAUAGGUGUCAGCUUGUGUAUAAAAGGUAAAAUCUAACCAUUUAUGAAUUUCUAUACAUUGAUACACACCGAGUUAUAUUUUUUCUCCUUAAUGAGGCCUUCCUGUGUAUUCAUGGUAUAUGUAGUUUGCAGAAAUCUUUUACGUGUACUUGGCUAGUAGAUUUUGUAAAAGGUACACCAAUGAAAUCAAUGCAAAAAAAAUCAUGUCGAAAAGGUUUACACAUUACUUUAAUAUUUAGAAUUGUAUAAAAUAUAUUUAUUUCUCUUCUUGGUAUGUUCCUGUGAAUUCAAAUGAUAUCAGAAUGCAAAGUCUUUGCUAAAUGUCUGUGAUAUUUUGUUAAUAUUGCCAUAGGUCAUUGAAGAAUAAAAACAAAUUACAUUUU